Molecule: messenger RNA, 339 nt
Organism: Zasmidium cellare ATCC 36951
Lineage: Eukaryota; Fungi; Ascomycota; Dothideomycetes; Mycosphaerellales; Mycosphaerellaceae
Exons: 2
Coding region: 1-339 (112 amino acids)
Biological process (GO): regulation of transcription by RNA polymerase II
Cellular component (GO): nucleus
Molecular function (GO): RNA polymerase II cis-regulatory region sequence-specific DNA binding; DNA-binding transcription factor activity, RNA polymerase II-specific
Source: RefSeq, a predicted model, not a curated record
AUGGGCGGCGACCAACGACCAAAGCGUGGCUACACGACUCACGCCAACUCGACCUGUCACUGCGACAAGUGCGGCAAACUCUUUCAACGCAGCUACAAUCUCAAAGCGCACAUGGACACACACGAUCCACAUCGCGAACAACCGCACGCUUGUCACUAUCCAGGCUGUAAGCGACGGUUUGUGCGACGGACCGAUUUGAUUCGGCACGAACGCAGCGUGCAUUUGAGGGAGCGACAUUUCAGCUGUCCCUUGUGCCAUAGCGCGUUCGCGCGGAAAGACACUCUUCGACGGUACGUGUCCACGUGGAAUCCUGCAUGGGGUUUUGGGCUCGCUUGCUGA